UAUGUUGCAGUCCGGCAUCCUUGAUUUGCCUGCACAGCUGAUUACAUUUAUGUAAAUAUUAAUCGGUGCGUAAAAAUGUCGCUUUCACAGAAAUUAAAUGUUAUAUUUAAAAGAAAAUCUGUGAAAUAUGGAGUGCCUUUUUUAGUUUUAAUGGUUGGAGGCUCGUUUGGAUUAGAACAGUUCACCCGCCUAAGAUAUGAGUUUUCUCGUAAGCAGCCGGUAAGUCCUGAAGAAAUGGAAAAAUAUGGUGUGACAAUGAAAAAACCAGAGGAAGUGACACUGGACAAAGAAUAUGAAAGUAUAAAAAGCUUGAAUAUUGAUGACUGGGAGAACAAACGCGGUCCUAGACCAUGGGAGGAAACACAAUAGCAGAGAUAAAAUAUCCCUGCACAAUAAUUCAUGUAAAAGAAUGUGGGAAGAAAGUGUGUAACGAUUGUCGUUAAUAUAUCCACUAUUUGUAGAUUUUAAGUGUUUUAUCGUAAUAUUGUACUGACUUUAUAAAAUAAAUUAAAAAGUAAUUCUA
This is a messenger RNA of Zeugodacus cucurbitae (melon fly), 523 nucleotides long. RefSeq names its product cytochrome c oxidase assembly protein COX16 homolog, mitochondrial (gene l(3)neo43). Gene Ontology annotation, cellular component: mitochondrial inner membrane. Gene Ontology annotation, biological process: mitochondrial respiratory chain complex IV assembly. Bases 76 to 369 code for a protein of 97 amino acids. NCBI's taxonomy places the organism in Eukaryota, Metazoa, Arthropoda, Insecta, Diptera, Tephritidae. The transcript is spliced from 2 exons. The record is from RefSeq and is a predicted model, not a curated record.